AUGGCACGCAAACAGAAAUAUUGCGGCAACGGGGAUAGCAAUGAGAAGAACUUCGUCCAGUCUAAUACAAUAGCGUCAGAUUUGUCUCCUGGGCUGGAAGACGAUAUGGUAGAUCGAGCAGCUAUCUACCUCACACAGGCCGUUGAAUACCCACCCUUGACUCCCGAGGCCGAGAGAGCUAUAGUCAGGAAGAUCGAUUGGAUCGUUCUUCCUAUGCUCCUUCUUACUGCUACACUUGGGGCAGUUGAUAAAGUGGCACUGGGAACAGCGGCCCUUUAUGGACUAAGAGAAGAUCUGGGCUUGAAGGGCCAGACGUAUGCCUGGGCAGGAUCUAUUCUCCCAAUCGGGGCUAUUGCAGGCAUGUGGCCGUCAUCAUAUCUAGUACAUCGAUUUCCGUCUGCCAAGUAUCUUUGCGUUUGCUCCAUUGGAUGGUCAGCCGUUACCCUCCUUCUACCAACGUGCACUGGAGGGCAAAGCCUACUUGCAUUAAGAUUCAUCAUGGGGUUCCUAGAAGCUAUCAUUGUGCCAGGGAUAUCACUACUGAUUGCGGGUUUCUACAAAAAGAGAGAACAACCGCCGAGAAAUGCCAUUGUUUUCUCUGCUUUCAGUUCUGUCAUUAACGGAUUCCUCUCAUAUACUGUUGGCCUAUUUACGUAUACAAUGAUACGAAUAGGUUACCUAGGAUCUGUUUCAAUGGCGUGGUCGAUAUUUGCCUUUAUAUUUCUCCCGAAUUCCCCAAUGGAUGCCCGUUUCUUGACAGAUGAAGAGAAAUACCACGCAGUCAAGCGCUUGGCCGAGAACAAAACUGGAAUCGUCAACAAAAGAUGGAAAUGGAACCAAGUUACUGAAGCUGUUCUCGACCCAAAGACAUGGAUUAUUUUCCUAUUCAACGUUGCAAUUAAUAUUCCUAACGGAGGCCUCAUCACGUUUGGUGGAAUCCUAAUAAAAAAUUUAGGAUUUUCACCUAUCCAAGCGUCCCUAUUAAACAUGCCUACUGGUGUGAUGUCAACGCUUUCGGCUUUUAUCUUCUCUAGUCUUGCUGCUAGAUGGGCGAAUAGACGGUGCCUUGUCACUAUGCUUGCUGCUUCAGUUCCCGUUAUUGGAUCUUUAAUCGUUUACACUCUGAAGAGAACGGACAUCCCUGCUCAAAUAAUUGGACUGUACUUUCUGUAUACCUAUUUUGGCCCUUAUGUUGUUGGCAUAUCUCUCGCUCAAGCAAAUACGGCAGGCCACACGAAGAAGAAUGUCCAAUAUUCAAUCUUAUACAUAGGUUAUGCAGUUGGGAAUUUGAUCGGACCUCAAACAUUUCGUGAUAGUCAGGCUCCUGCAUACACAGGCGGGUUUAUCGCAAUGCUUGUUUGCUAUUGUUCCUGUAUACUGCUCAUGGGGGUGUAUUGGAUUCUAGCCGCAUGGAUGAACAAACGGGCUAGCAGAGCUCGUGUGUCAGCUACUUGUGAAGGAGUUUCGGUAGAGAACCAUAUAGACCAGUUCAUGGAUAAAUCGGACUUUAAACAAGUGAACUUCAAAUAUACCACAUGA
Messenger RNA from Trichophyton rubrum CBS 118892, 1539 nucleotides. RefSeq lists its product as uncharacterized. The coding region runs from base 1 to 1539 and encodes 512 amino acids. The record is from RefSeq and is a predicted model, not a curated record. Gene Ontology annotation, cellular component: membrane. Gene Ontology annotation, biological process: transmembrane transport. The transcript has 9 exons. Lineage: Eukaryota; Fungi; Ascomycota; Eurotiomycetes; Onygenales; Arthrodermataceae. Gene Ontology annotation, molecular function: transmembrane transporter activity.